Columba livia (rock pigeon) is the source of this 3439-nucleotide messenger RNA. RefSeq names its product thymidine kinase 2 (gene TK2). Lineage: Eukaryota; Metazoa; Chordata; Aves; Columbiformes; Columbidae. Gene Ontology annotation, cellular component: cytoplasm. The transcript has 10 exons. The coding region runs from base 18 to 845 and encodes 275 amino acids. Gene Ontology annotation, molecular function: deoxynucleoside kinase activity. The record is from RefSeq and is a predicted model, not a curated record.
GGCGGCGGGGAUGGGCCAUGUGGCGGCUGGGGGCGGCCUGGGCGCGGCCCGCGGCGCUGCGCGGGGCCCGGGGCCGGCGGGGCCUGGCGGCGGGAGCGGCCGCGGGCUCCUCGGCGGGCGGGCUGGUGCUGCGCUCCCGGCCCGGCCCGGGCGGCGCUGGCGGCUAUAAACAUCUGCUAAAAGAAGAUGAUAGAAAAACGGUUAUAUGUAUCGAGGGGAACAUUGCAAGUGGAAAAACAACAUGCCUGGAUUACUUUGCGCAAACUACCAGCAUUGAGGUUUUGACAGAACCAGUGACCAAGUGGAGGAAUGUUCGUGGUCAUAAUAUCCUGGGCUUAAUGUACCAAGAUGCAUCAAGAUGGGGGAUAACGUUACAGACUUACAUACAGCUUACAAUGUUGGAGCAGCAUACCAGACCAAUGAUUUCCCCCAUACGAAUGAUGGAGCGAUCAAUUCACAGUGCAAAAUACAUUUUUGUAGAAAAUUUGUAUCGAAGCGGAAAAAUGCCAGAAGUGGACUAUGUUGUCCUGACUGAAUGGUUUGACUGGAUCCAGAACAACACGGAUGUUUCGGUUGAUUUGAUAGUUUAUCUGCAGACUUCUCCUGAAGUUUGUUAUGAGAGGUUAAAGAGGAGAUGCAGAGAAGAGGAAAAGAUCAUUCCUCUGGAAUAUUUAGAAGCUAUUCAUCAGCUCUACGAGGAGUGGCUCAUUAAACAUACACUGUUUAAAGUUUCCUGCCCAGUGCUUGUUAUUGGAGCUGACCAUGACAUGCAGAAAAUGAUAGAAAAGUAUGAAGAAAACCGGGACCAAAUACUAAAUCCAUAUAAUAUGCAACACCAUUUAUAGAAGCCUGCAGUUGUAUUUAAACACACACGUUUAUGAAGUCUGAUGUGGGGGAAAUUUUGAGUAUUUUUAAUAUAUCUAUAUUUUUUUGCUUUUGAAUUAUGCUUUGUAGAAUGUUGUGAACUCACUGCUAUGAAACAUUCAGAAACAAUUCAUAAAUGGAAUAUAGGUCAAUUCCCUUUCAGGUUUUUAGGUUCUCCAUCAGCUUUACCGUGUCAUUUCUAUGCAGCUAAAAUACAAUUAUUUGUCCCAUUUCCAACCUCAAUGCUGCUUCGUAUAAGUAACCUAAGUUUCAUUUUUUUCCCUCUGGACUACCCUGUUUUUUGUAGUUUGUAAGAAAUAGUUCCAUACAAGAGGUGGGAUGUGUAUUUUUAUUAUUAUAGGAGGCAAAUUACAUGUUAAAGUAGCUUUGUUAAGUAAGGUUGAAAUAGGGAGGUCUUACUCUAAUCAUACCUAAACUAGUGCAAUAUCAUUGAAUUCAGUAAGUUUAUUCUGCUUUACGUGAAAUUGCAAUAUAUCUGUAGUUCUGAAGGUAACUAUGCCCUAGCAUAGCCCCACUGAAUUUGGUGGCAAAAAAAAAGAGUAACAACUUUAAUGAGUGAUUUCAGAAUGGCUGGGAGGCUUGUUUCUCUCUAAUGUUCGUGAAAUCACUGCCUGUAUCAUGGCUUGGUUGACAACUAGUGAAUAUACAGGGCGCACAGAACAGUAUUUGUCGUUCCUUUCAAAUGGUUAUAAAAACCCUAGAAUUAAUUUCUUGACUGUUAUGGAUUCUUCAAUUGCACUUUUUUUUAUAAAGAAAAAGAUGGUUCUUUGGGUUUAUAUCUUGAUCAGUUUAUUGUGACUUAUAGGUACUUGGACAGUAGAGAAACAUAGUGGGGGGUUCAUUCUUGCACUUGUUAGCUACGAUGUUGAAUUGCUUUUAAUUUUCUGCUUUACCCUCUUGAGUAUUGUCUUCAAGAUAAUCCUUUUGAUGCAGCAGGUCUGACUUUCUCACAUUAUUUUUUCUGUUGAAGUUGAAAGGAAUGAUUCCUGAGCUAUGGUGUAUAUAUGUGUAUUUUUUUCCCAUAAUAGUUUUGGUUGGUUUAAUUGGAGCAGGCGAGGUUAACAGUGCUUUCAAACAUGCUUACAUUAAUGAAGUUGAGCAUCUGUUAUAGCUUUGUAGUGAACACUCCUAAAAAUGGCUCAUGUCCAAGACUUCAGUUAGUGCUUUGACUCUUUGCUACUCACAUUUGUCUGUAACUUGUCGGAGGAUGUAAAUUUUCAGUUACUUGGCUUUUCCAUGUUUGACCUGAUUUUGAACAAUAUCUGAUAGUACUGCUUUUGGAGAUUACUGCUUUUAUUUAGUAGUUUUGUGGUAGCUGGUUUUGUUUUAUGCCUAAAAGUCACUGUAUGGAAGUGAGUGCGCAGUUUUCCAAGUAGGAAAUACAAUGAAUUUCUUGUUAUUUUCCUCUGGUGGGAUAUUUUUUUCCAAAUCAGUACAAGUUAAUAAUGAUCAGUGCACUGAGACAGCAUUUCCUAGUGAUGUACUGUAUUAGUAUACUAAAGCUUGUGAGCCCAAUAUUGCCAUUCUUCUGUUGUAAAGCUUUAGAAUUCUAGCUUAAGAAGAAGAUUUUGCAUGUUAAGUAAAUUCUGCUACUUAUUGAUGCAUAUUUGUAGGGGGAUAGUAGUCAUUCUUGAAACCUUCUGUUAAACUUUCAAAGCUUUUUCUUCUGUAAGAGACCAAAAGAACUGUUUAUUUGGAAAUAGUUUUACACAUUCGAAGUUCAGUCAUGUGCAGUUUAUUCUUAAUUCUAAUUUCGUUAUAGGUUGUGGAAGCCAAGGAUGUAUAUUUUGCACACAGUCUAGAAAAGAGCACUUCCGUGUUUUGUACAGAGGAUCUUACAGUACAAAGAAUCUCACUGUUGUCUUUUGGCUUUGUAUGUUUUUUGGUCAUUUUAAAAAAAUUCCUCAAUAUAUCUAAACAGUUUGGAUGUGGGUUAUUGAUAUUAAUAAUUACAAUGGACUAUAAAGAUUCAUUUAUAUAUCUUAUUAAAAAUUACAGAUGUAGUAGCUACGGGGAACAUGUUUAUUUUAUAUUUUGCUAUCUGUUAAUUUUCAUGUAUAGAUUUUUGUAUACAGGAAUUUUGGGGUAUUUAAUGAGAACUGGAAAUAAAACCAAACAGGUUGCUUGUUACGUGUCAUAAAUGUAAAAUGUUUGCAGUCGGCUUAAGAUGUGGAGAUAAAAAUACUAGUAAUCAUGAAUAACUCUUUUUUAAGCCUGGAAUUUGCUUUUGUUUCCUGAAGUCUCAGUUGGUGAGAGGAGGGAAAAAAGGGCAAUCAGGAUUAUUCUGAUAAAUAUUUUGUUCCUUUUAGGACUGUCUAAGCAGCAGUGAUUGGGUGGCAAGUUGCAAAAUACCAUAGGACACACUGUUUCUGUGGGCAAACUGAACUGCAGGAGCAGUGGAAGGGAUCACACAAACAAGCUGCCACUUCUCUUGGCUUUUCAGAUUUGGUCUGUAAGUUGGAUGUAGCCUGUAGAGUGAACCAUACAUAACUGGUUUUGCAUACAUUUUGGCUGUUCUGGAAUAAAUUGCAGGAAUAUAUGAGAUGAGUAAAAA